This is a messenger RNA of Peniophora sp. CBMAI 1063, 1311 nucleotides long. The record is from the annotation of a GenBank genome assembly. Lineage: Eukaryota; Fungi; Basidiomycota; Agaricomycetes; Russulales; Peniophoraceae.
AUGCACGACUCGUCCUUUAGCGCCGAGUUCAUCUCCGCGCCCCAAAUGGCCCUCCUUCCCGCAGCAGAGAUACGCGCGGGUAAUGCAGCAAUCAAGUCGACUUCGAACUAUCUCCCACGCCCCAGCUUCCAUGUACCACAGUUCACCGCCCGCCCUCCACGCUUUCGACGUCUUCGCGGCGUACAUGAACACGAGGACGAGCCCGCCAGUCUGCCGUCGCUAUCCCAUUCUAUGUCAACCAUCUCCUCCGAUGCAGAAAGCGCAACGGACUUCAUCCUGGACGAGCUUCUCCCUGGUUCGCCAAUCUGCCAAUCACCUAUGCUUCUGUCGUCGCCCGUAACCUCUCCCGCCGGUCCCAAUACUUCGGAAUUAGACGGGUGUGGCUCGCCAGAUAUCGCCUCAGACUGCGGCGACAGCGACAGCGCGGCUGCUUCCCUCCAGGGGACUUCUACCGGGAGCGACUUGAUCCUAGGCUGGAAACCCUCCGUGCAGCCGGGGUCGCUUGUAAUUGGCGAGAGCGUCGGCGAACUGUCCAAAGACAAACCUGGUCUACUGAGUGGGUGGAAGCCAUCUGUCGCGGACCAGACUGUCGAGUUGCUCUCCGAGGGUGACCUACCGCCGAUGUCGAUUGAAUGCUCGCUUCCGGUCUUGGACGCCGACGCCGCCAUGGAAUGGUUUGAUCAGAUAGAGCUGUGUAUGGGCGCCGAAGAAUCCUGGUCUGAUCUUGACGCGAGCACUGAAGACAUGGAUAUAUACUCCUCCCUUGCCAUGCCCGCUCCGACCAGCUCCCUGCGCUUCAACUUGGACCUGCCACAGCCGGAUGAGAGCGCCGUGCCCGCCCAGAUUCCCUCCACGAGCUCCCUGGACUCCGGCGUCCACGACCUGCUAGGCACGCUGCCUCAAGAGAACGCUGAGCUAGCCUCUGGGAUUGCGAAGCUCAUGUCGCGUAUGAUCGCCCUCAACCAACAGAACGCCGAACUGCAACGACAACUCGCGAGCCAGCAGGAGCAGCUCUUCGCCGAGCGAGAAAGCCAUUGGGACGAACUUGCGCGGGCGCGCGAAGAGGCAGAGACUCGACGCCUGGAUGCGCUCGUUGAUAGCACGACGGUCGGAUCUGUGCAUUCUCCGGUUAUUCCAUUGCAAGGUGGCGAAAUCGGAGAUCCGCGUUGGAACAUGACCCUCGAAGAUCUUGGCGGCUUUGCGAAGGAUGUGCGGCAAGCGUUUGCUGCGAGUCUCGCUGAGCGAGCGAAGGACUCGAAUGAAAAGGAUAUCGCUACGGUGCUUCAGGACGUUCUGGCGGGCUUUGAGUAA